ACAUCAUCAUCCUGUUGAGCUUAGUCCAGAGCAACAUUCAGUUACUCGUGGCGGCACCGAGGCUUGUGCUUUUUUUUUUCUUCAAUUACCAGUGAUUUUUGUGAAACAUUUUGAUAGUUCUAUUCAGUGAUCCGAAGGAUUAUUUUCAGUUGGUGGAUGGUGUGAAGUGGUUUGGUGGAGUUCUUGGACUACGUGACAUGACGAUCACCACCAACUUCCCAAUGAUGCGCCCUUAUGCCGGAUAUCCCUUCCAGGAUCUUUCAUCGAUCCCAGGUCAAGGACGUGUCAAUCAGCUGGGAGGGAUCUUCAUCAAUGGUCGUCCAUUGCCGAAUAGUGUUCGCCAUCAGAUUAUUAUGAUGUCUCAUCAGAACAUUCGACCUUGCGAAAUUUCCAGAAAACUGCGAGUAUCUCACGGAUGUGUAUCAAAAAUUCUGAAUCGUUACCAAGAAACAGGGAGUAUUCGUCCUGGUGUAAUCGGCGGUAGUAAACCACGAACAGCAACACCAGAGAUAGCAAGUCGUAUCGAAGCAUACAAACGUGAAAAUCCAAGGAUAUUUCACUGGGAUGUGCGAGACAGGCUCAUCAAAGAAGGUAUGUGCGACCGUACGACAUUGCCAAGUGCAUCGGUUAUAUCGAGACUGAUUAGGGGAAAGGACUGCGAGGACGAUGCUACUGCAAAACUUGCCGACGGGAAAACAUCGGAGUCGGACGCAGAUAGUGAGCCAGGAGUAGUCCUGAAACGCAAGCAACGAAGAAGUCGCACAACAUUCACCGCCCUGCAACUCGACGAACUGGAGAAGGCAUUCGAGAGGACCCACUAUCCGGACAUCUACACGCGUGAAGAGCUGGCCCAGAGGACGAGAUUAACUGAGAACAGGAUUCAAGUGUGGUUUAGUAAUCGUCGAGCACGACUGAGGAAGCAGACUUCCUCGGCAUCUACAUCGGGCUACUACGGCCCAGUGCCUUACCCUCCAGCCACCGCAGCCACCUCAUACGUUCUCCAUCCAUCGACCAGUGGACACUCGCACGUAGCUACAGCUGCAGCAGCCGCAGCGAGUCUACCCGCACCUAGUCACUCCAUGCAUCUGCAAUCGCUGGGGCAGACCAUUUCUGAGACUGCUUUCACUUCUGGCCAAGAUUUGUACGGUGCGUCUCAUCACACAGCCGUACCCCACCAGCUAGCAGCGGCAAUGGCCGAGUCAAAUCGUCUCCCCCCAGCAAUUCCCCCCAGUGCCCCCUAUGAACCCAAAUUCGAACCCAAGUACGAAAUCCCCGCCUCUUAUCCGCCCACAAGUCUUUUUCCCCCAGUCACUGCUGUCCCGAUAAGCCACCACGUGACUCAUCAUCAAGUAUCACCACCAGUUACCGUCCCUUCAACGACUUAUCAACAACCCGGCCAUCAUCAACUUCCCCCAACGCCAAAUUCACUGGUCACGAUGAUGGGGCCAAACUCUGGUAACUCUAAUCCACCCACUGAUCAGUUGACUCCCAGUGAAUUGUCCAUUGGCUCGGCAUCACCGAUUCAUCAUCCCGGUCACCAUAUGCAUGCCCAGGGACACCAGCAAGGUGUUCAGGGUAAUCAGGAUAACCAAUCAACGCCAUCUUGGAAUCUGUCAAUUCCAAGUGGGUCUAGAGUGGGAUUGCCUCCCACACCACCCACUAGCCUUCCACAAACACAAACUCAUACCUCUGGUAAUCAUCAUCAGGGCUUUGGACACUAUACCACUGGUGGAUUUCAACAGUCGGCUAGGCCGACACCUACGCAUCAACCGUUCUACGGCUGGUACUGAAGAAUCGCAGGUUGUCAGGUUGACGUUGCAGGUGAAGAAAAUUACGGGCGAACUCAUACGGGGAAAAUACGAUUUUGUUGGGGUGAAAAGAAAUAUUUAAUGCAUUUUUCAAAAUAAAAAAAAUCUGACUUUAAAAAUUGUAAACGACUCCUAACGUUUCAAAAUCGGUAAUUUAAUUAUUGUGAAUCGAAAAAUCGGUUUGACGAAUCGCCCUGGAAACAGCACUGAGCUUAACCGGGUGAUGACUUGGACAUUCGAAAAAUGCGACCGAUAUUAUGAAAAUUGUUUAAAAGAUUAUUGAUCUGAUUGUAAAAUUAUUGUAUAUUCAAACUUUUCUGAUUGAUCCAUUCAAAUUUCCUCGAAAAUGUGAUUUCUAAAAAAAUUUGUAAAUGAAAAAGUAAUAGAAGUUGUAUAUAUUGAUUACGAAAAGUAGUAUUUGCUCUGUAGGCACUAGACUAAUUAUUAAUGAAUCUACUAUCACUAAUUUUUUAAUUUGAAUUUAUAUCUCCUUUGGUUAUGUGAUGAUAACCCGAUGAGGUAACUUUUCUAUCACGAUGUACAUAUAUUUAAUUAAGUUUCUUUUAAUGAUUGGAAGAAUUAACGAAGUUGUUUGUACGUAUGAAAAUUUGGAGUGUGUAAGUAUUGAUCCUCUCUGCGACAUUAGUAUUAAGUGGGAAUUAUUGGUAUCGGUAAAUUUGACAUUUAUGGAUACGUAGUUGAAUUAUCAAUAGAUAAUUAAGUUUUAUUAAUGAAUGAAUUGGUACUCUGUUCGUUUCUGAAGUUCGUGUCGAAUGGAAAUUUAACCAAAAAAUUAAAAGAUUUUUUCGCGACGCGAUUUAUAGAUCAAUAUCGUAAUAUUAGUCAUCAAUAAUUGGAUAAUUUUUUAGUAUUAUUGGUAUGCAGUAUAGACAUGUGCAGUGUAAUUAUGUUAAUGAUGAAAAAUAAAAUACUAUAGUGUAAUGAAUGAGUUACCUUCUGUUAACGUUCAGCUUAAUGAUUGCCUGAAACAAGAAAAAGGAUAAGGAUAAUUCGAGGAUAAUCGGACAAGGAUAUAUAGGAUAUUCAGAAAAUACACCCAAAUUUCCAAUCGCCCAUAAGGAAAAAUUAAUAUUGAAAACAAAUCUCGACUUGACCCAAAGUGUACAAAAAAAUAUAUAAAGUCUAUGUCCC
Molecule: messenger RNA, 2960 nt
Organism: Diachasmimorpha longicaudata
Lineage: Eukaryota; Metazoa; Arthropoda; Insecta; Hymenoptera; Braconidae
Product: paired box protein Pax-3-B-like
Exons: 5
Coding region: 198-1790 (530 amino acids)
Biological process (GO): anatomical structure development; regulation of transcription by RNA polymerase II
Molecular function (GO): RNA polymerase II cis-regulatory region sequence-specific DNA binding; DNA-binding transcription factor activity, RNA polymerase II-specific
Source: RefSeq, a predicted model, not a curated record